AUGGAAAAGUCCUCCGAUUUACAACAAAGAGAAACGAGGGGUGAAAGGAAAAAAAAAGCCUACCACCAGCGAGGGAUGGAAGGAAAAGCCUACCACCAGCGAGGGGUGGAAGGAAAAGCCUACCACCAGCGAGGGGUGGAAGGAAAAAAAAAGCCUACCACCAGCGAGGGAUGGAAGGAAAAGCCUACCACCAGCGAGGGGUGGAAGGAAAAAAAAGCCUACCACCAGCGAGGGGUGGAAGGAAAAAAAAGCCUACCACCAGCGAGGGGUGGAAGGAAAAGCUCUUCUACUCACGAAGCUUCUUUAUGA
This is a messenger RNA of Funneliformis mosseae, 309 nucleotides long. The record is from the annotation of a GenBank genome assembly. NCBI's taxonomy places the organism in Eukaryota, Fungi, Glomeromycota, Glomeromycetes, Glomerales, Glomeraceae.